Patiria miniata (bat star) is the source of this 1947-nucleotide messenger RNA. Its product is annotated as retinol dehydrogenase 12-like. NCBI's taxonomy places the organism in Eukaryota, Metazoa, Echinodermata, Asteroidea, Valvatida, Asterinidae. The record is from RefSeq and is a predicted model, not a curated record. The coding region runs from base 109 to 1122 and encodes 337 amino acids. The transcript has 7 exons.
AUAGAGGGCGCACUGCAUAAAUGGUGAGGGCCGGUGUUUUAGCUUUGGCCUUCAAAGUUCAAGUUUCAUAAUCAGAAAAAUAAACUUUUAAAUCGGGGUGUCGGCUAUAUGGAUAUGAUAAUUAAGGUUAUAAAUUUUCCAAUGGCAAUGGCGGAACCGGGCGAAGAAAACGUGGCUUCUGCGACCAAGGAUUGUAAAGUGUGCAUCAUUACCGGAGCCAACAGAGGCGUUGGUCUGAAGGCCACUGAGAAGUAUGCUGCAGCUGGAUACGAGGUCAUCAUGGCAUGUAGGGAUGAGACUAAAGCACAACAGGCAAUCAAGCUCAUCAAGGGAACUAACUCAGACGCCAAGUUGACGUUCAUGAAGCUGGACCUUGCUUCCCUGAAAUCAGUGCGCCAGUUUGUGGAGGACUUUCACGCCACGGCCAAACCCUUGCAUGUCCUGUGCAACAACGCUGGAAUGACGACAGGCUUCAGGAGUAGCGAGGUGUUCAAGACAGAGGACGGCUUCGAGGUCACGUUCGGAAUCAACCAUUUAGGUCAUUUCCUGUUGACUUUGCUCCUAUUGGACGACUUGAAGAAGACCGCAUCGGUGGCCAGUGAGGCCCGCGUUGUCGUGACAGCUUCCUCUCUCCAUGAUCCUAACAGUAAAGGUGUCAGAGGACCAAGUGCCCAUCUGGACUUUGACAAUCUUCAACUCAUGGAGGGCACGUUUGACGGUGCGCUAGCCUACAAGAACUCCAAGCUGGCCAAUGUUUCCUUCACCAAGGAGCUCGCAAGGAGACUAGGAGAAGGGUCAGGGGUCACGGUCAACGCCAUCUGCCCAGGGUUCAUCCCCUCGACCGGGUUGAACCGAAAUGAGAGCGGCAUGACAAGGUUUAUGUUGGGUACGUUACUGAGUCCCAUGUUCAAAUGGAAGGGAAUAACGAGGACUGAGGACCAGGGAGGGGAGUCAGUCUACCAUGCUGGAACCGACCCAAGCUUGAAAGGAAAAACCGGGGGCUACUACCGGGACUGCAAAGAAGAGGAGAGCUCGGCAGAGUCUAGUGAUGUCGAAGUGGCCAAGAAGUUGUGGGACGUCAGCGCUCAGAUGGUGCAGCUGGAGGAGGAUAAGAAUAUUUGAACGAAAGACCAAACAAACAAAUAAACAAACAAACAAACUGCCAAAGAAAGCUCAGUGAAGGCUCAGUGUGUAAAUAUUGAGGAUUGAUUCCGUGCAGGAAAAAAAGGAGCAAUAAUAUGAAAGCUUUGACAGAUUGUAAAAUUGAAAAAAAAAAAUGAGUGCUCCUAAUUUUUCUCAUUAUUUGGUGAAAUACAAACAUUCAACUGUAAAAACUUGCUUGUUGAGCCUUGAAGGACAAAAAAUGUGUGUAAAAGCCAAAAUGAUUUUUGUAAAAGCUAAACUUGUAUUCAUCUUUUAUCACAUAAAAAUUGUACUUUCUCGUGAAAAGAGGAUAAUUAUUAAGAUUUUUAGACGAAAGCACUUUGCAUGCGGCAGAUUCAUCUUUCAGAUACAAAUAGACACGAUACAUAUGACAGCAACUGCAGUUGAUGUGUUUUGGUGCCAUUUUCAUGCAUAAUUCUUACAUUUAUAAACCACUUAAAGUUCCAAGAAUUAUUUGUGAAUUUUUUUUUUUUUAAAUUGUGACCAAAGAAAGAGGCUAAACAAAAUAUGUAACAAUAGAUGUUAUCAUGCCCACUAUGCAGGGUGUAAAGGAGGCUGAAAAUAUUGUGUUUUACAAUUUUGAUACAUAAUAACAUGGAGCUAUUGCACCGAUCGAGUUCCUCAAAAUCUCAGAACAGAGACUCUUUUUUUUUGCAAUUGAAAGAUUUGAUAUUCUUGUGAUUGUAAAUAAUUCAUGAAACGGAUUUUUAGGCAGGAUUAAUUUUAUUAAUGUUAAGAGACACUUUUGGAUAAAAACUAUGAAAUCACUUUGGACAAAAAAAU